AAAUAGAAAAAGUCAAAUAAAAUAAAAUAAAUAUAAUUAUCUGCAUUCAAACAACACUAAAAUAUUUGACAUAAGCACAAUCCCCGUUUAGUUUGAAGGUUGUCUGUGGUUAAAGAGCUAUUACUUGGUUUUAACUUUUAGAUCAAUCGCUGUUAAAAGGAGAUCGAAAAUGUCGGAAUCACCUGGACGUCCCAUGAAGUUCCCCUACACCUUUUCAGCCAAAAUAGCACAGUUUCCUAUGAAAUUCUACUUGGAGAAACAAUGGAUAUGGAAGUACUGGGUGGUUGGUAUUGCUGUUGCUGCACCAGUCUUCUACAAGAUACAUAAGAUGGCUAACUCCCCCGAGAAUGUCAGCAAGUGGGCUGAAAUCAGGAGGAAGGAGGCGGCAGCCCACCACUAGAUCAAAGAAUCAUGAAACAUCAUUAUUUACAUUAUAAGCAUAAAUAAAAUCAUGUUAUAGUUGUA
Danaus plexippus (monarch butterfly) is the source of this 465-nucleotide messenger RNA. RefSeq lists its product as uncharacterized. The record is from RefSeq and is a predicted model, not a curated record. Lineage: Eukaryota; Metazoa; Arthropoda; Insecta; Lepidoptera; Nymphalidae. Bases 170 to 400 code for a protein of 76 amino acids. The transcript is spliced from 3 exons.